CCUUAGUUUCUACUCCACCUUCAGGUAUUUGACACACCCAGGCACUCUUUGUGUUCGAAUUGUACACGGAGAGAAGACAUGGCUGACAGCUUAAACUUUGAAGUCCGAUCAAAAGCAGUAACUUUGGACUAAAGGCACAUACUGGAGGAUAGUUUUGGAUCUUAGGUGGUCGUUUUUCUUUUACGGUGGUUUAGGCACAUGAAUAUAUUGACCUAUGUUAAAGUGGAUGCAGAAGAGCAGAAAUGAACUGGGGAGUGUAUGAAGCUCUACUGACAGGUGUUAAUAAAUUCUCUACCGAAUUUGGACGGGUGUGGCUGUCUAUAGUCUUCAUCUUUAGGAUCCUUGUAUACGCAGUAACAGCAAGUCGGGUUUGGGGAGAUGACCAAAAAGAUUUUGACUGCAACACUCGACAGCCUGGAUGCAGCAAUGUCUGCUAUGACCAAUAUUUUCCUGUCUCACACAUCCGUCUGUGGGCUUUGCAGCUUAUCAUGGUUACAUGUCCUUCUCUUCUUGUUGUAAUGCAUGUGGCAUACAGAGAAAGUCGAGAAAGAAAGCGUAAAGAAAUGAUGGGAGAGAACUGUGACAAGCUUUAUCAAGACAUUGGAAAAAAGAGAGGUGGGCUUUGGUGGACCUAUCUUAUAAGCCUACUGGUUAAAGCCGUGGUGGACUCUGUUUUCAUUUAUGUGUUUUAUCGACUCUAUGAAAAUUUCUUUCUUCCUCGAAUAGUAAAAUGUACUCUUCCUCCAUGCCCCAACACUGUGGACUGCUUCAUAUCUCGGCCAUCUGAGAAAAAUAUAUUCACCCUCUUCAUGAUAAUUAGUUCUGCUGUAUGUAUUCUUCUGAACCUCAUAGAAGCCGCAUAUCUUGUUGGAAAGAAGUGUAAAGAGACCAUGCUGUCCAAAGGCCAGCCAACUAAAUCUAAGAAAGACUCUGACUGCAGUGAAGCCAAUGGGCGCAAACAAAGCAAAUGUGAAAGGACAAUUUUUAUUUCAGAAGAUAUCUCAAGUACUAAAGCUGAUCAAAAUAGACACAAUCAUAAUGCUGCAUAGUGAUGGAGGGGAACUAAAGUACUUACAGUCAAGUGUUUGCUAUUGUCCAUAUUAAAAUAGGUCAAAGUGUUUUUGCCAGGGCUAAGACAUUAUAACCACAAAUGUAUAAUAAUUCACAGCUCCCUGGGUGUAGAUGAGGUAAGUGGGUUUGCAAACCAGAUUACAAUUAGUGAUGAGCGGGAGGUGCCAUAUUCGAUUUCGCGAUAUUUUGUGAAUAUUCGAUUGAAUAUUCGUCUUAUAUUCGUCGAAAUUGAAUAUUCGUCAUUAUUCUAUUUAUCAC
Molecule: messenger RNA, 1329 nt
Organism: Bufo bufo (common toad)
Lineage: Eukaryota; Metazoa; Chordata; Amphibia; Anura; Bufonidae
Product: gap junction beta-5 protein-like
Exons: 2
Coding region: 243-1049 (268 amino acids)
Biological process (GO): cell communication
Cellular component (GO): connexin complex
Source: RefSeq, a predicted model, not a curated record